AUGGUUGCAGUGUUUCAUGCUGAUUCAAAGGUUGCAGUUCUAAUUGACAAACAUAAGGGUGAAUGGGAUGAACCACAGAUCAAAAUCAUUUUUCAUAAAAAAGAAGCUGAAAAGAUUCUUAGCAUUCCUUUGAGUAAGGGUAGAGCAAAAGAUAGGAUGUACUGGGGCCCUUCUAAAAAAGAAUUCUUUUCAGUCAGAAGUGCAUAUUUUCUGCAUCUAAAAAAUAGGGAGAAGGCCAAAGUUGAGAGCUCUUAUGAAGUAAAAGAAGAUGAAAGAUGGAGGUCCAUAUGUGAUUUAGAUGUUACAGGAGUGACAAAAUUAGUCUUGUGGAAAGCUGGUAAUGAUUUGCUACCUACCAAGAAAUUAAUGAGUGUCUUAAAAAGAAAUCAGCUAGAGGAAAUGAUAGUGUUAUUCAGAAGAAUUUGGCUACGAAGAAAUGGGUAUGUCUUUGAACAAAGAGUUGAAUGUCCUAGAAAUCUUAUAAUCUCUGCCAAAGCUUCUGUUAAAAACUUCCAAGAAGCCCAUAGCUUUUGCAAACCUACAGGGAAAGAGUCGAAUGAUGGUCAAGUGCAGAAUAGGGGUGUGAACCUGAGGUGGGAAAGACCAGGUAGGGAUUAUGUUAAGAUAAACUGGAAUGCAUCUCUGGAUACAAAAAUGAAGUUAAUGGGUAUUGGUAUCAUGAUCAGAGAUGAGAAGGGAGAGGCUUUGGUUACUCUCUGUGAUCAGAAAACAAAUGUAGAAGAUGCAACUGUGGCAGAGUGCAUUGCACUAAGGAAAGCAGUUGAACUAUGUAAUGAUCUCAAUAUCUAG
This is a messenger RNA of Carya illinoinensis, 810 nucleotides long. RefSeq lists its product as uncharacterized. The record is from RefSeq and is a predicted model, not a curated record. The transcript is spliced from 2 exons. NCBI's taxonomy places the organism in Eukaryota, Viridiplantae, Streptophyta, Magnoliopsida, Fagales, Juglandaceae. The coding region runs from base 1 to 810 and encodes 269 amino acids.